UAAAGGGGAUCUAUUUAUAUUUUUUUUUCUUUCCCGUGCCUUUUUUUUUUAUUUCUCCCCCUUUUCUCUCUCUUUUUUCAUAAGUUCAAUUUGCCCGUGAUGACAACGUUUACACCACUCGUGCACAGCAAUAAAGAAAACGAAUUGAAGCCGACAACAUUUCCAUUUCUGCAAUACAGUUUUGGACAGAGGAUAAAGACGAGUCCAUUUCCUCCUUUUUCCAAACUGUUCUUUACAAGCAAUUCAAAGUCCAAUCGAACCAUUCAUGAUACCUGUCGUAUCAUUCAUGAUGAAGAACUUUGCAUGUUUUCCAUCCAAUUGGAUUCGAAAGGAACCACAGCUGCCAUUUGUUAUUUACCGACUACUAUCAAAAACGUAAUUGAAAUAUACCACAUUGAAAUCCCAGUUUCUUAUCGACAUCAAGGUUUGGGAGAUAAAUUAGUGAAAAAAUGUCUGGACUGGGCGAAAGAGUCUGGAACAUUGGUCAUUCCAACGUGUGCCUUUGUACAACGGCAUUUGGAAUUUGUAGGGUUACAAAACUAUUGUGCUUCCACUCUGAUUUUACCAGAUGUUUGAAUUCUCCCCCCUUUCUCUCUCUAGGCACUGUACAAAAUCCACUUUUACAUGUAUAAAAAAACAGGGUUCACACUUUUCAUCCGUGCAUCAUUUCCCUCCUCCCCCCAGCUUAUCUUUUUCUUUCUUUUCCUCAGCCGGACAAUAAAUCAUGACUAUUAAAGUGUUAUGCCCCCCCCCC
Mucor mucedo is the source of this 754-nucleotide messenger RNA. RefSeq names its product GCN5-related N-acetyl-transferase-domain-containing protein. The transcript has 3 exons. The record is from RefSeq and is a predicted model, not a curated record. NCBI's taxonomy places the organism in Eukaryota, Fungi, Mucoromycota, Mucoromycetes, Mucorales, Mucoraceae. Bases 100 to 576 code for a protein of 158 amino acids.